Theileria annulata is the source of this 525-nucleotide messenger RNA. Its product is annotated as ubiquitin-conjugating enzyme E2, putative. The transcript is spliced from 3 exons. Lineage: Eukaryota; Apicomplexa; Aconoidasida; Piroplasmida; Theileriidae. The record is from RefSeq and is a predicted model, not a curated record. Bases 1 to 525 code for a protein of 174 amino acids.
AUGUUUUAUAUUAUUUAUUAUGUUAUCUUUAUAGCUUUUCGUCCCUCACUUUCCAUAAACGUUAUCGGUCCGAGAUUCCAUUACUGUCUCGGGAUUAAUCGCACAAAUUUAUCAAAUUUAAGAAUACAAAAUGAAAUAGUAAUUUUUAAUAAGAAUCCACCUCCCAACUGUAAACUAGAAGUUUAUGGCAAAAACAACAACAUCUGGAUAAUCACUUGGGUCGGCCUUCCAGGAACAAUAUACGCAGGAGAGGAGUACAAAAUCAAGGUCAUGCUGCCAAACGGAUACCCUCUGAAGCCACCAAUCAUAUAUUUCCUCCAACCAACUCCAGUACACAAACACGUCUAUUCGAAUGGAGAUAUUUGUUUGAACAGUAUCGGACACGACUACAUUCCAUCUGCUUCCAUAUCUAGCUUUAUACUCUCGAUAAUCUCCAUGCUUUCAUCUGCUAAGGAGAAGUCUCUACCAAUCGAUAAUCACUUACGUAACCACCAAAUUUUAUUUAUUAACGACUCUAGAUAUUAG